Messenger RNA from Pelmatolapia mariae (spotted tilapia), 2970 nucleotides. Its product is annotated as sodium- and chloride-dependent GABA transporter 2-like. The record is from RefSeq and is a predicted model, not a curated record. The coding region runs from base 62 to 1819 and encodes 585 amino acids. Lineage: Eukaryota; Metazoa; Chordata; Actinopteri; Cichliformes; Cichlidae. Gene Ontology annotation, molecular function: gamma-aminobutyric acid:sodium:chloride symporter activity. The transcript has 14 exons. Gene Ontology annotation, biological process: sodium ion transmembrane transport. Gene Ontology annotation, cellular component: plasma membrane.
CAAUCCAGACACUCAAGAGUCUUUGCCAGUACUGCCAUUAGACCACCUCUUGCUCAGCAGUAUGGCAGACUCUCUGUGCAGGCUGUUUCAUCUCCCCACAAAGAGCACUUCAAAAACUGUUGCAGAGCGUGGCAAGUGGGGCAGCAAAAAGGAGUUCAUCCUGUCUGUGGCCGGUGCUAUUAUUGGACUAGGCAAUGUGUGGAGAUUUCCAUAUCUUUGCUACAAGAAUGGUGGAGGUGCAUUCUUCAUCCCUUACGUCCUAUUCCUUCUCACUUGUGGCAUACCUCUAUUUGUGCUGGAGACGGCACUGGGCCAGUACACCAGUCAGGGGGGAAUCAUGUGCUGGAGGAGGGUCUGCCCCUUGUUUGAAGGCAUGGGUUAUGCAAGCCAAAUGAUCCUUUUCUACGGAGGCAUCAGCUAUAUUGUGAUUUUAGCCUGGGCUUUUCUCUACUUGUUCUCUUCCUUCUCUGGAGAGUUGCCAUGGGCCACCUGUAAUAACACAUGGAAUACAAAUCGUUGUGUGGUAAUAAACCACUACAAUGCCACCCUCAACUGGACGUUACCUGUAAAUUCAUCAUCUUCUGUUGUAGAGUUUUGGCAGCGUCGGGUGUUGAACAUAUCCACUGGCAUAGAGGCCUUGGGAAACAUUCAGUGGGAACUUUCUCUGUGCCUUCUUCUAGCCUGGGUCAUCUGCUACUUUUGUGUCUGGAAGGGAGUUAAAUCCACAGGAAAGGCUACAUAUUUCACAGCCACAUUCCCCUUCAUCACAUUAGCUGUGCUGUUUGUCAGAGGAAUAACCCUUCCCGGAGCUUUCCAUGGGAUCAAAUACUACUUGUAUCCCAAUCCGGCACGGCUUGCUGACCCACAGGUCUGGAUGGAUGCUGGAACACAAAUAUUUUAUUCUUAUGCCAUAUGUUUGGGAUGCCUGACUACACUUGGAAGCUACAACAAGUACAACAAUAACUGUUACAGAGACUCCUUCUAUCUUUGCUUGUUGAACAGUGGGACCAGCUUCGUAUCGGGCUUUGCGAUAUUCUCAGUUUUGGGCUACAUGUCACAAAAACAGGAUGUGGACAUUGCUACAGUUGCUGAAUCAGGUCCAGGACUUGUCUUCAUAGUUUACCCACAAGCUGUGACCCUGCUGCCAUGGCCUCAGGUCUGGUCUGUGUGCUUUUUCACCAUGAUCAUCUUACUGGGAAUAGAUGGCCAGUUUGCAGGUCUCGAGAGCAUCAUGACCUCGUUAACAGAUGUGUACCCAGCCCAGAUACGAAAAGGAUACCGCAGAGAGCUUUAUCUGAUGCUGAUCUGUGCGCUCUGCUAUAUGUUUGGCCUGUUAUUAGUGUCUGAGGCUGGCGCAUACAUUCUGCAGAUCUUUGAUCACUAUGUCUGCAGUGGGCCCACUCUUCUUCUGAUGGCAAUUUUCCAGUCAGUGAUUAUUGGAUGGAUCUAUGGUGCUCAACGCUUCUGUGACAACAUUGAGGACAUGAUUGGUUACAAACCUCUGCCACUAAUCAAGUACUGCUGGCUGUACGCCACUCCUCUUAUUUGCAGUGGAACCCUUGUGUUUUUGCUGAUAAGUUACACACCACUGAAGUUCAACAACAUCUACGUGUAUCCUUGGUGGGCUUACUGGAUUGGCUGGUUCCUCGCCAUGUCAUCUCUUUCUAUGAUCCCAGUCACUAUGAUGUACAAACUGGCCAAAGGUAGAGGGAGUCUCUGGCAGCGUCUUAAGACCAGCUCCCGCCCAGCAGAUGAUCUUCCAGUGAUGGCAAAGGUGACAACAAAAGAAAGGGCGAGCUUCACUGCAUGUCCACGAUAAUAGAGCAAAUGACCAUAUUUUUAAAAAAUCCCAACUUUAAGAGCAACUUUAUUUUUUUUUUUAAUUUCAAAAAUAUGUAGAGUAGCUUGUUUACUGCAUGGUUUUAAAUGGUGGGUCAUUUUUAGUACAGCAAAUUGUUUUAACACAAAAAGACCAGCUUGACAGAUCAAAGAUCUAAAAUAAGCUUGUUUGUUUUUUUUAUUAAAUUGUGUUGAAAUUCACUGAAAUUCACUGCCAUCAUUGCUAUAUUCAGCUCUAAGCUAAAAGGACAAAGUGGUACAGAACGGCAAAGUUCCUCUGGCAUUAACAUCAGCACAAAAGCUGUGUCCUAGGAGCUACGUGGCAUGGCUUUCCUGUAAGUGUAAUGUGUAGGUGGUGCAGUACUUUUAUCCAUAAAGAUUAUCAUCAUAUUAUCGGCAUUCCAAAUUCUCAUUUGUGUUUUUCACUGGGAGGAAAAAACAGCAUUUUUUACUACAUAUAAAUCUAAACGAAUAUACAGUACCUCUUUUACAGUUGUCAUAGGUGUAAAGAUGCUUCCUGCUUGAAUUUAUACAAUAAUUCUACAAUAUCUUAUAAGCUAGUUUUACUUCAUUGUUUAUGGGUAAGUAUUUUCUUGGAUUAAAGUAGUAUUAAGAGCUUUUUUAUUUUACUUCUGGAUUUACACAUGAAUUUACAUUUUUAUUAAGAACUCUAGAACAGCUAUAAACAUAAUGGGUUGGGAUAAAUUUAUCAGUGUUUGUUUUAGGAGAUCUGUCUGUGGCCUGUAUGUGUACAAAAGAAGGACAUCUGAAAUCCUUAAAGAGACUGGAUGUAUAACAUAUUGUACUGAGCAGUAAUAUUUGUAGGUUUCAAAUACCCAAAAACCAAACAAAUCUACUCCCUCAGCAGUGUUUGGGUCACUGGCUAUGUGCACCAUGGCAGCAUGACAGGUGAAUUUCUGUGGCUAACAUUUAUUCAGGGUCUUAUUCAUGUAUUUUUAUUAAAUAUAAUACACCAAAUAUGUAUAUCCUCCACAAAGGUAUUAGGACUUGCUUGAAUCUGUAACACAAUUUUUUUAACGCUUUAAUUCAGAGUUUUCCUUUUUCCUAAAGUAUUUUUUGUACUGAUUAAGGGUUUUUAUUCAACAUGUGAAUUUAAAUUUGUAUAAUAAA